UCUACUUACGUAUUUUGGUAAUGCCCGGUCAAUCUUUACCUUCGUAUCUCGAACUUCCAGUUGUUGUGUAUAUGUCUCCGGUCUUCAAAUUUUCAAAUCUGAUACCUGGCCAGCCAAGUUGCUGUCCUGGGCCAGGCGCAUUUAUACAUUGUAAUCAUAAUAGUAACGAUAAUCGUUAUUAUUGUUGCUUCUACCACAAGUAAAUACCAGCAAGUACCAACAACAAGCAAGUCACUAUAGUAACAACAACCAUCACGACAAUAAUUAUACAGUGAGAGCAGAAUUAUGGUUUGGCGCGAAGAUAUGUCACAAGCCUACAGGAGGCAUUCAUGGCCCUUAAAAAUCGUUGACCGAGUUUUCUUAUUGGUUUUCCUCUUUGGAGGGCUUCUGCUGACGUGGUACGAAGGUUUUCUCAUUCUGCCAACCUACUAUUCCGAAGUGUCCUUUAUCGUCGUCGUGCAUGUUGUUGUUUUCGUCAUGCUUAUUUCACAUAUCUAUGCAAACAUGAUUCUUUUAGUGCUGACGGACACAUCAGUGAGGUGUCGCACUCACUUGCCUCUGGUCAGUCAAACCUGGAGAUUUUGCCAGGACUGCGACGCUCACGUGCCAGCUCGCUCACAUCACUGCCUCAACUGCAACGUCUGCAUCCUUCGGCACGACCACCACUGCUGGUUCACUGGCUGCUGCAUUGGCUACCGAAACCAACGAUAUUUCUGUGUCAUGCUGCUGUAUAUGUUCAUCAUGGCCCUUUACUGUAACCUUUUCAACUACGAGUUUGUGUGCCGACUAAAGGGGCCUCUCGGCUUCUUCAACAUCAUUUCAUUUGCGAUGCCCCACGUUGGGUGGGUUUUGGGUUACUAUGAUGCAUAUACCUUUUUUGUUACUACAAUGAGCGCCAUUGGAUUCCUACUUCUGCUCCUCUUCGUCUGGUCACUGAAAAACCAAGCCAAGCAGAUCCUGUAUGGACAGACACAGUAUGAAUACAAAAAGAAAAUCACAUGCUUCGACAUGGGUUUCAAACACAACUUCAACAAUGUUUUUGGUCCACACUGGUUCCUAGUUCUCAUCUUUCCCUGGAUUAAGUCAAAACUUCCUGGAGAUGGUUUUGUAUUCCAAAUGAAAAACACGUAAUUUGUUAUGCUAAUUAAUUAACAUACAUUAAUUAAAUUAGCUUAAAGUAAUUAAAUUUCUCAACUACACACCAAUACUUGUCCCCCCCCACACGCACACAGUAUUUCUCUGUAGUGAUGAUUUUUUUUUUUGUUUCACCCAUAUUUAGCUCAUUUUUUAUUCAGAGACACUUCAUGGCCUUGUGGUUAGGGUGUUGGACUCAUGAUUGUAAGAUUGUGGUUUCAAUUCCUGAAUUGGCUGAUGCAUUGUGUUCUUGAGCAAAACACUUCAUUUCAAGUUGCCCCAGUCCACUCAGCUGGCAAAAAUGAGUAACCAUGCAACAGACCAGUGUUCCAUCCUGAAAAAUAUUGGGGUAAGGACUCUCUUCAGUCAUGAAUGACCACAGGACUGCACCUAGAAAGUUCCACUCCAAGGUAUUAGUCCAGGCAAGGUUGUUUAUGGAAGACCAUCAAUGCCACAUGCACACCAGCCUCCCCUCUCCACACCAUUAUAUGUACAUAGGGUAAAGGGUAAAAACCUCCUUUGGUCAAGAAUGACCAUGGGAUUUCACCUAGUAAGUUCCCCUCCAAGGUAUAAAUCUUCGCAAGGUUGUUUAUGGAAGACCAGCAGUUGCCCCAUGCAUACUAGUGUCCCCGGAUGUUUCUAUGAUGUAUAUAUUUUUCUUUGUAGAGGCACAUGGCUCAGUGGUUAAAGUGUUAGGCUCACAAUCAUGAGGUAGUGGCUGCAUCAGCCAAUCGAUCUACUUUUGAACACAACCUCUUGAUGCUCUAACCAGAACAACUAGAAGACACUUAUUUGAGGUGCCUCACUGUUAGGUUGAACCCUAAAACAUGAGGUUUGGAAGUGGAUUUCAUAACCACACUGCCAUGAUUAGAAUGAUACACACACACACUUGUAUGUAUCUAAAUAAUAUAAUUUACUAUGUGUGUGUGUGUAUAUAUAUAUAUCAUCAUCAUCAUCGUUUAACGUCCGCUUUCCAUGCUAGCAUGGGUUGGACGAUUUGACUGAGGACUGGUGAAACCGGAUGGCAACACCAGGCUCCAGUCUGAUUUGGCAGAGUUUCUACAGCUGGAUGCCCUUCCUAACGCCAACCACUCAGAGAGUGUAGUGGGUGCUUUUACGUGUCACCCGCACGAAAACGGCCACGCUCGAAAUGGUGUCUUUUAUGUGCCACCC
This is a messenger RNA of Octopus bimaculoides (California two-spot octopus), 2307 nucleotides long. RefSeq names its product putative palmitoyltransferase ZDHHC24. The record is from RefSeq and is a predicted model, not a curated record. NCBI's taxonomy places the organism in Eukaryota, Metazoa, Mollusca, Cephalopoda, Octopoda, Octopodidae. Gene Ontology annotation, molecular function: palmitoyltransferase activity.